Oncorhynchus kisutch (coho salmon) is the source of this 1887-nucleotide messenger RNA. RefSeq names its product UPF0690 protein C1orf52 homolog. The record is from RefSeq and is a predicted model, not a curated record. Lineage: Eukaryota; Metazoa; Chordata; Actinopteri; Salmoniformes; Salmonidae. The coding region runs from base 128 to 805 and encodes 225 amino acids. The transcript is spliced from 3 exons.
AAUAGUGAUUCAAAAUGGAGUAACCAGCAAAAUCAUCAAGGUUGCUUGCUAAUUAGCUAGGGCAUUAUAUUCCUAUCUCUAAAGUUAAAUUCAACGUAUUACUAGCUAAUGUAAUCCUUUCAUCAGUAUGGUUGAUAAGAAGAAACCAGACUCUUUCCAUUACUUCAUGAGUUACGAUGAUCUGAGUGACAGUAGCGAUAGUAACAGCAGCGAUUCUGAUGAACAGGGCCAGAAGAAAUCGAGAGGAAAGGGGGAGGACGAUGCUACUGGAAGCCACAACAAAUCUCCCCAACACGGGACCAAGCGGGCGGUUAGUGGAGCUCCUCUACCCAAACCUGACGAGCUCUUCAAGUCGGUUGCCAAGCCAUCCUUCCUGUACAACCCAUUGAAUAAACAGAUAGAUUGGGAGAGCCGCGCCGUGAAAGCUCCCGAAGAGCCUGCCAAGGAGUUCAAGAUGUGGAAGACAAAUGCGGUGCCCCCUCCUCAGAGUUACGCCACAGAAACGGAGAAGCCCAAGAAGGGAGCUCCCCCAGGUAUGGACAUGGCCAUAAAGUGGUCCAACAUCUACGAGGAUAACGGAGAAGACGCUCCACAGCCUCACAUGGGCAACGCUGUCUUCCUGCCCACAGAGGAACAGCCAUCAGAUUCAGACGAGGACGGAGACAAGGCAUCCGUGUCAGCAAAAAAGAGGAGGGUAGAGAGCUUCCAACAGAAGGAGAAGAGGAAGCGGGAUCUGGGCCAGGCCACAUCUGACAAGAGUUUCGUAGAGGAAGAGAAGAGGAUUCUCAGGCAGAACGCGGACUGAGGCCUAGAUCUGGUUGAAACCUGGGCUUUGAUUUGGGUUUUGAUCCAAAGUCUGGGUGCACUAACCCUCAGGGACUGUCCUACAGCUUUCCCCCUCAGACACCCUCACACUACUCUUCUCCCGUGUCCAGCCCCUGUUUAUGUGAAUGGUCCAGUGCUCGUCUACCCAGUACACAUGAUAUAGAUGUUAUUGUUAUUGAAACAUUUGAACUGUUAUUUGUAAUCCCUUGGUAUAUCUUUGACGCGCAUAUUAUCCAGACACUAGUGGAAAACGCAUUUAUUCCUGAGUUUGUGUGUCUGUAGGUAUUGUCCAAUGUUUUCGUUGUAAAUAGACAACUACCUGACCUACAUAUUAUUGGCUUGAUUUGGAUGAAUAUCUUUGAACUGCUUUGGGGGAAAUCAAAAAUGGGUUCAUUUGGAUAAUUUUGAAUAGCAAGAAAUGUACGGUAAAGACAUUGCAUUAUUAGUGUGUCUGUUGGCGAGAACAUUGAUUGCGGUCAAGAAAGACUGCAGUUGAUAGACUGAUUGAAACCAAGUGGAUAACUUUUCAUUUACAUAAAAUAUCCACCCGAUGGCGCCAUUGGGCCACAUUUGGUACACAACCUUUUCACUGGAGGGAAAGGCUCAUUUGCAGUAGUAGUAACUUAUGUUGCCGUGUCUUUUACUGCGUCUGUACAAUAUGUAUACAGUUAACCACACACUGACAGUUUAAUGUCAGUUUUUUAGUACAUUCCCUUGUCACACACAACUGAUGCAAUAAAGGGAAUGUUAAUGACUUGUUGAUUAGCUUUCAUUCUUUAGCUUGACCAAAGAAGUCUACUGUACAUUGACGCGAACGCUAAAUGGUCAAUCAAGCAUAAGUGUAAUGAACAAAGCAAAAUGUUGAGUGAGACACCAGGGGGGAGCAAGGUGACGUUCAAGGUGCCAUAUUGUGAAACGAGUGUGAAAAGAGUCACUUGGAACAUUUUACCACAUGCUGUACUGGCAGUGUACUUCAGAUAAGUAAAGGAUGUUUCACGUGGCUGGAAACACCUGUGAAAUGAUUCCGUCUGUUAAACAUUACUUAAACUCUUGUUCUGUUUU